AUUUUGGCAGUCGAAGUUUGCGGUAAAGAUUCGCAGUAUUGAAAUGCUGCCGACGGCGAAAUUUCAUUAAAAAAACAGUUUCUAGCGAGAACUUUAAACGCAUACACGUAAUCGCAUUUAGUGUUGUCUGUUUCUAGGAAACUUCGUAAUUUUUCGUUUCUUUCCGUUUAAUUAUAACGUAGAAUAUUGGAACGACAACUGUAACCGGCUGUGAAAAAGUUUUCAAUCAUGGCUAGUGUCUCUUAUCAAAUCGCAAACUUGCUGGAGAAGAUGACCUCCAGCGACAAAGAUUUUAGAUUUAUGGCAACCAAUGAUCUAAUGAGUGAGUUACAAAAGGAUAGCAUCAAACUGGAUGACGAUUCUGAGCGUAAAGUUGUAAAGAUGCUUUUAAAACUAUUGGAAGACAAAAAUGGAGAAGUACAAAAUCUUGCUGUAAAAUGUUUGGGGCCCUUAGUCAAUAAGGUAAAGGAGUACCAAGUGGAAACUAUCGUAGAUGCGCUGUGCAGUAACAUGGUAUCAGACAAGGAACAGUUGAGAGAUAUUUCCAGUAUCGGUUUGAAAACUGUAAUCUCUGAACUUCCUUUGGGAUCCAGUGCCCUUGUCGCGAAUGUUUGUAAACGAAUAACUGGUCGACUCAGUAGCGCUAUUGAAAAACAGGAAGAUGUGUCCGUGCAACUCGAAGCUCUCGACAUUGUAGCUGACUUAUUGUCUCGAUUUGGUGCUUUACUAGUCGCCUUUCACUCCAUCAUUUUGGCUGCGCUAUUACCACAACUUUCGUCUCCACGUCAAGCAGUUCGAAAGCGUACUAUAGUGGCUCUGAGUCACCUUCUGACUUCAAGUAACAAUUACUUGUACAAUAAACUUCUAGAUCAUUUACUUGAAGGUCUUACCACGCAAACUGCAAAAAAUGUGAUACGCACUUAUAUACAGUGCAUCGCUUCUAUUUGUCGUCAAGCAGGGCACAGAUUCGGAGAACAAAUCGAGAGGGUCAUGCCGCUAAUUGUACAGUAUAGCAACGAGGAUGACGACGAACUAAGAGAAUACUGUUUACAAGCAUUCGAGUCUUUUGUGUACAGAUGCCCCAAAGAAAUCACUCCACACAUAAAUAAAAUUAUAGAAAUUUGUUUGGUUUAUAUCACAUACGACCCAAACUACAAUUACGAUGACGACAUGAACGAUUCGUCCGAUGGGGAAGGCGUCGUAAUGGAAGUAGAGGAAGACGGAGAGGAAGAUGCCGAAGACGAGUAUUCGGAUGAUGAUGAUAUGAGUUGGAAAGUUCGUAGAGCAGCUGCAAAGUGUAUCGAAGCUGUUGUAUCUAGCAGACGAGAACUUCUCCCUGAUCUUUACAAAGUUAUUUCUCCAGCACUGAUUUCAAGAUUUAAAGAAAGAGAGGAAAACGUAAAAUCGGAUAUUUUCCAUGCGUAUAUUGCACUUCUAAGACAGACGAGACCAGCUACAGGCAUGCCUCUCGAUCCUGAUGCAAUGGAAGACGAUGACGGUCCAAUAUCAUUGCUACAACAACAAGUUCCGCUGAUAGUAAAAGCAGUUCAUCGUCAAAUGAAAGAGAAGAGCAUCAAGACGCGACAAGACUGCUUUUCGUUAUUAAAGGAACUGGUACUUGUAUUGCCUGGUGCUUUAAACAAUCACAUACCCGCGUUGAUAUCUGGUAUACAGUAUUCUUUGGGAGACAAAAAUUCUUCAUCAAAUAUGAAAAUUGAUACAUUGGCUUUCGUACAUACAUUAUUGGUAACUCAUCAACCUGAAGUGUUUCACGCUCAUAUGGCAGUUCUAGCACCACCAAUCAUAGCUGCUGUCGGUGAUCCAUUUUAUAAGAUCACCGCGGAAGCAUUGCUGGUAUUGCAACAGCUUGUCCAAGUAAUUAGACCACAUGACAAACCAUGCUAUUUCGACUUUACAUCAUUAUCUGGCGAAAUAUAUCGUUGCACCUUAAUGAGACUGAGAACAGCAGACAUCGAUCAAGAAGUGAAAGAAAGAGCCAUCGCUUGCAUGGGUCAAAUCCUCGCGCAUUUUGGGGAUACUUUGUGCGAUGAAUUGCACGUAUGCCUUCCCAUAUUUCUGGACAGACUCCGUAAUGAAAUUACGAGACUCACGACAGUUAAAGCUUUAACCUGUAUAGCAUCAUCUCCUUUAAGAGUGGAUCUAAAGCCAAUUAUGGAAGAUGCGAUUCCAAUUCUUGGGUCUUUCCUCAGAAAAAAUCAGAGAGCUUUGAAGUUAUGUUCCCUUCCACUUUUGUACACUUUGGUUCAAAAUUAUAGUUCUGCUCUCCAUGUAGAUUUAUUAGAUAAGGUUACUACAGAAUUACCAGCGCUAUUAAAUGAGACUGAUCUACAUAUUGCGCAGUUAACUCUUAAUCUUCUCACGACUAUCGCGAAACUGCAUCCUAUCGCUUUAACAAGGGUGACCGAUAAUAUAUUACCGGAGAUAUUAGUUCUUGUAAAAUCUCCACUUCUCCAAGGCGUAGCCUUGAAUUCGAUGCUGGAAUUUUUCCAAGCUUUAGUUCAGGCAGACAUACCGGGUCUUGGUUACAGAGAAUUGCUUUCGAUGUUGAUAGCGCCUGUUAGUAGUCAAUCUGUUCUUCAUAAGCAAGCUUAUCAUUCGCUCGCCAAGUGUGCAGCUGCGUUAACUAUCACAUGGCAUCGAGAAGCACAGGCGGUAGUAGAACAAUUUUUAAAAGACGUUCAGAGUCCACAAAGCGACGCGCAGCAUAUUUUUGCAUUACUGGUUAUCGGUGAAAUAGGUAGACACGUGGACUUGAGCGGAAUUACUUCUCUAAAGCAUAUUAUUUUAAAUUCAUUUUCAUCCCAUUCGGAAGAAGUAAAAUCGGCGGCUAGUUACACACUGGGAAACAUAGCUGUUGGCAAUCUCCCAGAAUAUUUGCCGUUUAUAUUAAAAGAAAUUGAGGCACAACCAAAACGACAAUAUCUCCUUUUACAUUCGUUAAAAGAGAUUAUUACGUGUCAGUCAGCUAGUCCGUCAGGUGUAUCCCACUUACAAAAUUUCGUGCCUUCGAUUUGGAUGCUUUUAUACAGACAUUGCGAAUGCACGGAAGAAGGCACGCGCAAUGUCGUCGCGGAAUGUCUGGGAAAGCUCACUUUGAUCGAUCCUGCCACUUUGUUACCAAGAUUACAGGAAUCGUUAAAAUCACCAUCUGCAUUUAUGAGAACCACCACAGUUACCGCUGUUAAGUUCACUAUUUCAGAUCAGCCUCAACAAAUCGAUAUCAUGUUAAAACAAUGUAUGGGCAAUUUCUUAGUCGCGUUGGAAGACCCUGACCUGAACGUGAGGAGGGUAGCUUUAGUUGCAUUUAAUUCAGCAGCUCACAAUAAACCAAUGCUUAUAAGAGAUUUGCUAGAUUCUGUGUUACCACACCUUUAUACCGAAACUAAGAUAAAGAAAGAACUGAUAAGAGAGGUUGAAAUGGGCCCCUUCAAACAUACAGUGGACGAUGGAUUAGAUCUCAGAAAAGCAGCAUUCGAAUGCAUGUAUACGUUGCUCGAUUCCUGUCUGGAUCGAUUGGAUAUUUUCAACUUUUUGAAUCACGUUGAGAAUGGCCUCAGAGAUCAUUACGAUAUCAAAAUGUUAACCUACCUUAUGACUGCCAGGCUCGCUCAGUUGUGUCCUACAGCAGUUCUACAAAGGUUGGAACGAUUAGUCGAACCGUUGAAAAGUACUUGUACAAUGAAAGUAAAGGCAAACUCAGUGAAACAGGAAUACGAAAAACAAGACGAACUCAAACGUUCAGCAUUGAGAGCAGUAGCGGCAUUGUUAACUAUUCCAGAUGCUGAUAAAAAUCCAUCGUUGUGCGAGUUUGUAACACAAAUCAAAGCGGCACCCGAAUUGCAACCACUGUUCGAAAUAAUUCAGAAGGACUGCACAGGCAGCAGUAUGAACGAAACCAAUAACGCAAUGGAUCAGAGUUAAAAACCUUCACGACCUUACUUUUUGUAUUUCACAUAGAUCGUUGUUAGCUAAGCAUGAUCGCGGUCAUAUUAUUCAUAGUUUAUUUCUAUACGUUAUUUUUUCAUUAUUGUCUUUGAUCUGAAACGUAGUUUGAAAUGAAUGUGAUUUCAUGUAAUACGCCAUGUAUAAAUUACAAAAAUAAAUUUGCCAAUUGUAAGCAUUUUACGAUAACGCAUCGGGCUUUCGUUCAACAAUAAAAACAACACUGAAAUUUUCAAUCUGAAUCGUCGUGAGUGCUUGAAUUUUUCCAAGCGAGAACGAAAGAUAACGCAUAGAAACCUCGGUCUUAUUUUGUUUCAGGCAAAUGAAUUGUUGAGCGCUAUGCGAACGAAAGAUAACGCAGAGAAACCCGAGUCUUAUUUCGUUUCAGGCGUAUCGUUUAAGAACACGAAACAAAGCUUCCCAAUAACGUGACUGUGAUCACGUUUACGAUCCUUUUCGAUUGCGCCAAUUGACCCAAAUGUUUAUGAUUAAUGUACGAUCUUCUUGCUCG
Molecule: messenger RNA, 4474 nt
Organism: Hylaeus anthracinus
Lineage: Eukaryota; Metazoa; Arthropoda; Insecta; Hymenoptera; Colletidae
Gene: Cand1
Product: cullin-associated NEDD8-dissociated protein 1
Exons: 17
Coding region: 229-3942 (1237 amino acids)
Biological process (GO): protein ubiquitination; SCF complex assembly
Cellular component (GO): nucleus
Source: RefSeq, a predicted model, not a curated record